AUGAGAGUCUUUGCCUUCCUCGCGCUCGUCGCCGCCGCCACGGUGUCCGCCGACGAUCAAGUCACGCAGGACUCGAUCCAAGUGGCUCAGCUGGCUGUGGCCGAAGCCGCCGCCGCCGCAUUGGACGCGCAGCUGGUCGGACGAGUCUUGGUAGAAGCCGCUUCUGCGGAGGCCGAGUCCAAGAAGGACGAUGAUGACGAUGACGAUGACGAUGAUGUCGUUGAAGCCGACGUUUUCGUUGGAAUUCGUCGACUGGAAAGUGAAGCGGCCGCCGCCGUCGAAGCCGUUCAAUCAGUGGAAUCUGUCGAGGCCGUCCAAGCUCAAGCGUCCAAGAAGGAUGACGACGAUGACGAUGACGACGAUGACGAUGACGACGAUGACGAUGACGACGAUGACGAUGACGAUGACGACGAUGACGAUGACGAUGACGACGAUGACGAUGACGUUAUCGAAGCAGACAACGUCGAUGCCUCCAAAGGGGACGUCGUGGUCGGAAACCUUUCCGACGAAGAAGUGGAAAUCCCCUAA
Messenger RNA from Aphanomyces astaci, 528 nucleotides. RefSeq lists its product as hypothetical. The transcript has a single exon. The record is from RefSeq and is a predicted model, not a curated record. The coding region runs from base 1 to 528 and encodes 175 amino acids. NCBI's taxonomy places the organism in Eukaryota, Oomycota, Saprolegniomycetes, Saprolegniales, Verrucalvaceae.